Naegleria gruberi is the source of this 714-nucleotide messenger RNA. RefSeq lists its product as uncharacterized. The coding region runs from base 1 to 714 and encodes 237 amino acids. The record is from RefSeq and is a predicted model, not a curated record. Lineage: Eukaryota; Heterolobosea; Eutetramitea; Acrasida; Naegleriidae. The transcript is spliced from 3 exons.
AUGUCAUCAACUCUUCAUGAAGUACCACUCUUAGAUUUCGGAUCAUCACCAACAUCUCCAACAACAACAACAUCAAUUCUUUCCACCAAACAAAGCCUUUCCAAAAAGAAGGAAAUUCAAAGCAAAGUUUUACAAAUUGAUCAAAUUAAAAAGGAAUUACUUGAAAAGAGAUAUAAUACUAGAGUUAUUAUUGAUGAUUCUUAUAAAAUUGAAAUUAAGAAAUUGAUCGGACAAUUACAUGUUUUGGAAAGUGAAUUAUCCAAAUUAAGAAUACAAGAAUAUAAUGAAUAUAUUAAUGGUUUAAAAUUAAAUGAAUUAUCCAAUAAUAAUAAUACUAAUAAUACUAAUAACAGUAAUAAUCAAUUAAAAUUAAAUAAUCAUUUAGCAAUUGCUAAAAUAGAUGAAUUAACCUAUAAAACAUUUAAAUAUGAAAAGAAACAAGCAAUUAAGAGAUGGAACAAGGCUUUGAAUGUAAUUAGUGCUGCAAAUCAAUUUUCACGCGCCUAUGAAAAUGCAAGAAUUAAAAAAGCAGAGGAAAUUUUACAAAAUCCAAUAACAUCUCAAAUGAAAAAUGAAAUAUUGGAAUUGAGAAAGACACUUGUUAUUUUAAAUAACAAGAAACAAUUAACAGAAGAACAAGAAGAAUUAAAGGCCAAAGUUGUGGAAGAAUUGAAAGAAUUAGAUAAGAAAUAUCAUGAACAAUUUACUGUUUAA